Saimiri boliviensis boliviensis (Bolivian squirrel monkey) is the source of this 2716-nucleotide messenger RNA. Lineage: Eukaryota; Metazoa; Chordata; Mammalia; Primates; Cebidae. The record is from RefSeq and is a predicted model, not a curated record.
AUGAGCCUCCAGUCCUCGGAAGGCUGUCCUGGCCUGGGAACUGAUGUAUUUGUCCCACAGAGCCCACAAAAGGAUGAAGGCAGCAGGUCAGGAAGAAAUUUCAGUGAGGUCAAGGAUACACAGGACCCGGAAACUCCCGAUCUCCCACCUUUCCAUGCCACGGCUCGUUGGGGCUCUCAGGACGGGCUGUCUCCAUGCCACCUGUUGACAGUGCGGGUCAUCCGGAUGAAAAAUGUCCGGCAGGGUGAUAUGCUGAGCCAGACAGACUGUUUUGUGAGCCUCUGGCUGCCCACUGCCUCUCAGAAGAGGCUGAGGACAAGGACCAUCUCCAACUGCCCAAACCCAGAGUGGAAUGAAAGCUUCAACUUCCAGAUCCAGAGCCAAGUGAAGAACGUGCUAGAGUUGAGUGUGUGUGAUGAAGACACAGUGACACCAGAUGACCAUCUCUUGACAGUUCUCUAUGACCUCACCAAGCUCUGUUUCCGAAAGAAAACCCACGUGAAGUUUCCUCUCAACCCACAGGGCAUGGAAGAGCUGGAGGUGGAAUUCCUGCUGGAGGAGAGCCCCUCUGCACCCGAGAACCUCGUCACCAAUGGCGUGCUGGUGUCUCGACAAGUCUCCUGCCUGGAGGUUCAUGCACAGUACAGGAGGUGGAAGAAGAGGGAGAAAACAAAGAACCUCCUGGUGAUGGUGAGCGAGUCCUUUGAGAACACCCAGCACGUCCGGCCCUGCUCGGACCCCUGCAGCCCAACCUCUGCCUGCUUCCACUACCCUAAGUACUUCCAGUCCCGGGUGCACGUGGAAGUGCCCAAGAGCCACUGGAGCUGUGGGCUUUGCUGCUACGGCUCUCGCAAGAAUAGCCCUAUCAGCCAGCCCCUCGACUGCCUUUCGGAUGGUCAGGAGAUGACCCUGCCUGUGGACAAGAGUUAUGAAUUACACGUGAAGUCUACACCCUGCCCUGAAACACUGGACGUGCGGCUGGGCUUCAGCCUGUGCUCAGAAGAGCUGGAGUUUCUGCAGAAGCGGAAAGUGGUGGCGGCCAAAGCCCUAAAGCAGGUGCUGCAGCUGGAGGAGGAUCUGCAGGAGGAUGAGGUGCCGCUGAUAGCCAUCAUGGCCACUGGGGGUGGAACAAGAUCCAUGACCGCCAUGUAUGGCCACCUGCUGGGGCUGCAGAAGCUGAACCUCCUGGACUGUGCCAGCUACAUCACUGGCCUGUCGGGGGCAACCUGGACCAUGGCUACCUUGUACCGUGACCCUGACUGGUCCUCCAAAAACCUGGAGCCGGCUAUCUUCGAGGCCCGGAGACACGUGGUAAAGGACAAGCUACCCUACCUGUUUCCAGACCAGCUCUUCAAAUUCCAGGAGGAGCUGCGGCAGCGCAGCCAGGAAGGCUACAAGGUCACCUUCACCGACUUCUGGGGCCUGUUGAUAGAGGCCUGCCUGGGGGACGAGAGAAAUGAAUGCAAACUGUCAGAUCAGCGUGCUGCUUUGAGCUGCGGCCAGAACCCCCUGCCCAUCUACCUCACCAUCAAUGUCAAGGAUGAUGUAAGCAACCAGGACUUCAGAGAGUGGUUCGAGUUCUCCCCCUAUGAGGUGGGCCUGCAGAAAUACGGGGCCUUCGUCCCCUCUGAGCUCUUCGGCUCCGAGUUCUUCAUGGGGCGGCUGAUGAAGAGGAUCCCAGAGUCUCGAAUCUGCUACAUGCUAGGCUUGUGGAGCAGCAUCUUCUCCCUGAACCUGCUGGAUGCCUGGAACCUGUCACACACCUCGGAGGAGUUUUUCCACAGAUGGACAAGGGAGAAAGUGCACGACAUCGAAGACGAGCCGAUCCUGCCUGAAAUCCCCAAAUGUGAUGCUAACAUCCUGGAGACCACGGUAGUAAUACCGGGGUCAUGGCUCUCCAAUACUUUCCGAGAAAUCCUCACCUACCGGUCCUUUGGGUCCGAGUUUCACAACUUCCUGUCUGGGCUGCAGCUGCACACCAACUACCUCCAGAAUGGCCAGUUCUCCAAGUGGAAAGACACAGUGCUGGAUGGUUUCCCGAACCAGCUGACCGAGACCGCGAACCACCUGUGCCUGCUGGACACAGCGUUCUUUGUCAACUCCAGCUACCCGCCCCUCCUUAGGCCAGAGCGAAAAGUCGACCUCAUCAUCCACCUCAACUACUGUGCCGGGUCCCAGACAAAGCCCCUGAAACAAACGAGUGAGUACUGCAGCAUGCAGAACAUCCCCUUCCCCAAAUUCGAGCUGCCAGAUGAUAAUGGAGACCUCAAGGAAUGCUACCUGAUGGAGAACCCCCAGGAGCCCGAUGCCCCCAUUGUGACUUUCUUCCCACUCAUCAAUGACACUUUCCAAAAAUACAAGGCACCAGGUGUAGAGCGAAGCCCCGAGGAGCUGGAGCUCGGCCAGGUGGAUAUUUAUGGUCCCAAAACUCCCUAUGCCACCAAGGAGCUGACGUACACGGAGGCCACCUUCGACAAGCUGGUGAAACUCUCCGAGUACAACAUCCUGAAUAAUAAGGACACGCUCCUCCACGCCCUGCGGCUCGCAGUGGAGAAGAAGAAGGGGCUGAAGGGCCGGUGUCCCUCCUAGCCCCCGCCCAGGGAGCCUCCCCCGCCCUGUGUCAGCUUCUACCGCCAGAGGCACAGGACCCAUCAGGGCCAACCAGGUUACUACAAAGCCAGCUCUGCUCUCUGACGACAGGGUUGCGAGCAGGUUG